CGCUGGGCUUCUAGAGCUUUCUUCACGUGGGUCGCGCGCCGUGGUGUCUUCUCAUUGCUCUUUCAUACAGUAGGACCCAGAGCUGCUAAAGACUAACUGCAGAUAUGGCUAAGGCUUUCCGGAAAUUUUUGCCCAUGUUUGACCGAGUGUUGGUGGAGCGGUUAGCAGCAGAGACUGUGACGAAAGGAGGCAUCAUGAUUCCAGAAAAGUCCCAAGGCAAAGUGCUGCAGGCCACAGUGGUGGCUGUGGGACCUGGAACCGCCACCAAGGACUUCUACAGUUGGCCUGAUGAAUCUUUUGAGGAGAUGGACAGCACGCUGGCAGUGCAACAGUAUAUCCAGCAAAACAUUCGCUCGGACUGCUCCAACAUCGAGAAGAUCUUGGAGCCUCCUGAAGGACAGGAUGAGGGAGUGUGGAAGUACGAACAUCUCAGGCAAUUUUGUUUGGAACUCAAUGGCUUGGCUGUUAAACUCCAGAGCGAGUGCCACCCAGACACGUGUACACAGAUGACUGCCACCGAGCAGUGGAUCUUUCUUUGUGCUGCCCACAAGACUCCAAAAGAAUGUCCUGCCAUUGACUACACCAGGCACACUCUGGAUGGUGCAGCAUGCCUUCUCAACAGCAAUAAAUAUUUCCCUAGUCGCGUCAGUAUUAAGGAGUCGUCAGUGGCGAAGCUAGGCUCAGUCUGCCGUCGCAUCUACAGGAUUUUCUCCCAUGCUUACUUUCACCAUCGCCAAAUAUUCGACACGUACGAGAACGAGACGUUUUUGUGUCACCGCUUUACCCGCUUUGUGAUGAAGUACAGUUUGAUGUCUAAGGACAAUCUGAUUGUGCCCAUCAUGGAGGAGGAGAACCAGAGCAGCUCUGCAGGAGAGAGUGAAGCCUGACGACCACAGAGCAUCCUGAACAACUGAAAUUCAGACACACACAAUUAAGGCCCGUUUCUCCCCAAAUUCUUCAUACGUCUAUCCCAAAAAAAAAAAAAAAACCCACACCACCCAGAGACACUCCCUUGUACAUAUGUCUUACUCUUGCAUUCCAGCAUAAGAAUCUGGCAAUCUGUAAGAGUCUUUCCUUUGCUUCUUCUCAUCCUAUAUAAACAAGUAUGGUGAUAUUCACCCUUUCUUUAGUUGUUAAGUUAUUGUGUGGGUAGAGGUGUUUUUAUCCAAUUUUUUUUUUUUAAUGAAUUAAAUUUAGAUAUUUUCUUUAUUGACAGUAAUAACACACCUCAUACCCAGAGCUGGCUCUGAGCUGUACUGUUCAGUGUACUAGCAAAUAGAUUCAGUAGCUUUGUUAGACAUGCAAAACAAACGUGCAAAAACAAGUGAAAUGAGGGAAUCUGUUUUAAUAAAAUAUUAACCAACAA
This is a messenger RNA of Neoarius graeffei (lesser salmon catfish), 1366 nucleotides long. RefSeq names its product MOB-like protein phocein. Lineage: Eukaryota; Metazoa; Chordata; Actinopteri; Siluriformes; Ariidae. The record is from RefSeq and is a predicted model, not a curated record. Gene Ontology annotation, cellular component: cytoplasm; mitochondrial matrix. The transcript has 9 exons. Gene Ontology annotation, molecular function: metal ion binding; protein-folding chaperone binding; ATP binding. The coding region runs from base 105 to 887 and encodes 260 amino acids.